UCAUACUGAAGUUGUGCUAAGUGUAGCGACUAAGGAAAAGGGUACAGAAGCCUGCAGAGCACAGACUGCUUUGAAUACAAGAUCCACGUGUGGUGUCACUAAGUCUGAGUCGCAGGUCUUAAUGAGAAGGUUGAUGCCCAGCUUUGCCCUUACCCCUGUCGCUGUCCCCGGAUGCCGCCCCGCUGCGCCCCGGGAUCCUCGCUGGUUGUGGACCCUUGCGGCUGCUGCCGGGUUUGUGCGAAGCAGUUAGGAGAGCAGUGUACCAGAUCGGACGUGUGUGACCCCGAACAGGAUCUGUUCUGUGACUACACCGUCAGCUACUCCUGGAACAGAGGGAUCUGUACCUCGCUUGAAUCUGGAACAUGUGAAUUCAAUGGGGUGCUCUAUAAGGAUGGUGAUGUAUUCCAGCCCAGCUGUAAAUAUCACUGUUGGUGCUCAGAUGGAGGAAUUGGUUGCAUUCCACGCUGUAGUGAAGAUAUCCGCCUACCCGGUCCAGACUGUCCUUAUCCAAAACGUGUGGAGAUCCCAGGAGAAUGCUGUCCUCGAUGGAUAUGUGAGAAGCAGGACAAUGGUAUCUUUGGCGAUGCUUUGGCAGCAUUCAGAUCAGAUGUAUUCGCCAGAAGAUAUCCCUCCCAUGUGCCUUUCAAUUGCCUGGAGCAAAGCAGCGAGUGGUCUGCCUGCUCCAGGAGCUGUGGGAUAGGAGUCUCAACCCGAAUUUCAAACAAAAAUCACCGUUGUAUUUUGGAAACACAGAGCCAGCUAUGUAUAGUGAAGCCAUGCCAACAGGAUCAUGUAAGACAAGCUCACAUGGGAAGGAAUAUUUGCCAGCCGACAACAAGAGCACUUCGACCAAUUCACUUUGAAUACAACAACUGCAUCAGUGUUAAGACUUACAGACCCAUCUACUGUGGUUCAUGCUCUGACAGUCGCUGCUGCACUCCAUACAAAACCAGAACAGAGAGCAUAGAGUUCAAGUGCAAGCAUGGCAGGAUUGUGAAACAGCAGAUGAUGUUUAUCAUCACCUGCGCAUGUCAUUAUAACUGCUCACAUGCUUACAAAUAAUUGGAACCCUCUCACAUAUUGCAGCAGUAAGAGCAGCUUAUUUCUAAACAAGAUUGUACAGUGUAAAAAACAAAGUCACCAUAUUGAAGAUUUAAAGAUGACGCCUGUUUCCAAACAAUUCAAAUGGAAACAUUUGUCUUUGAACUACUCCUGUUUAAUGCACAGUUCAGCUAUUUUAAUAUUGUUUUUAGCUCUAAAUAGCACAUUAUCUUCAUAACAAAAAAGGUUGGUGAACGCUUUAAAUUACUGCAUGUCAAUAAUUAAUUGCUUUGCAGAAAUUAUCUAAAGCAUUUGUUACUAGAGUCUGAGGUCGCAUGUCACACAGCUGUUCUAUUGCAAGAAACAUACACAGAUCAUCACUUAGAGCCUUGCGCCUCAAAAGUCAUUGGCGGUGGUAAAAGUGAGAGCACAAGGUUCAGUAGAGCACAAGGCUGAAGAGAUUGGGGUGGGGCUGGUGGGGGCAGAGAGUUGUGGAUCUGAAGGCGUACCAGGGCCAAUUAUUGUUUAAGAGCUUUGAUGGAGAGGGGAUAUUUGGUCGUGAGGUGGGGCUGUUUGUAGCCAUGGGGCCUUUGGGUGAGUUGGAAGUCUGGGAUCAGUGGGUGGGGGGAGUGUUGGGUUUGGUUUCUGCUGGCAGAUGACGGGAUCGGGGAGGAGAGUAGGUUUGAGACCUUGAUGGCAGGGAUGUAAUCAUCAUGAACUGGAGGGUGGGAUGGACUUACUGUCCCCUCCCACAUCCGCUGUUAAGAAUGUGGGAGGGGACAGUAAGUCUGCCCAAGGAGAGCCAGGUAAGUACAAUACUUAAACAGUACCUCCUGGGGUUGGGUUCCCAGUGCUGGACUGCACAAGCUGGGAGAUGCUUAGGGAGGCCUUCCCUGAGUCACACUGAAGCAGUGCUGAAUGUUACUGUGCAUAUCCGGGCACUUGAAAGUCAGGUGCUUGGCAGAAAAAUCAGGAAGGAAAAUCUCGGACUAUGUGACUCAGAGUAAGGUACCAAGUGUUCCAUUCUGUCUAUUUCUCAUUGGGGUUAAAUUGCGUAGUUGCCAGGCAUGGAUUCAAUAGCAAAAUAUGACAAUGAUAGAAAUUAGAAAUCAAUGAAAAUCCCAGAAAAUGCAGGAAGUAGCAGAUCAAGCAGCAUCUGUGGAGAAAGAAGCAGUUAUCAUUUCAGGACUGUCACAUUUCAUUGGAACUGCUCUGAUGAAGUGUCACUGACCCGAAAUUCUAAAUCUGUUUCCCUCUCCACAGAUGCUCCCUGGUGCGCUGAGUAUUCCCAGCACUUCUUUUUAUGUGAGGUGUGGGUGUUAACAGACAAUCACAGUUAGGCAUUUGGGAGAACAAUGAACCCAUCCCAAAAAUAUAUUUAUUGAACUGUGAGCUCCCUCUGCUGACAAGACUAGAUUGCACCAUUUACAGAGCAGGGUCCAGCAGUAGCAUCGGUCCGAGGAGAAAGUGAAUCUCAGCCAUGGGAUAUGUCACAAUAUAAAGAAGAAAAAACAGCCGCAGCGUUGCCGAAUAUUUGACAAUUUCUUUUGAUGCAAACAAGAGCAAUAAAAUAUUUUGUUAUAUCUUUAGUUAAAUGUAAUGUCACAUAUAUUACCAAUCAGAGAAUGUAUAUUCUAAAGCCUUUUGCUUGAAAAAUGUAUUGUAAAUGUAAAUUUCUGUAUAUGUCAG
Messenger RNA from Pristis pectinata (smalltooth sawfish), 2730 nucleotides. Its product is annotated as CCN family member 2-like. Bases 172 to 1062 code for a protein of 296 amino acids. The record is from RefSeq and is a predicted model, not a curated record. Gene Ontology annotation, cellular component: extracellular matrix; extracellular region. Gene Ontology annotation, molecular function: integrin binding; heparin binding. Lineage: Eukaryota; Metazoa; Chordata; Chondrichthyes; Rhinopristiformes; Pristidae. Gene Ontology annotation, biological process: cell adhesion; signal transduction. The transcript has 6 exons.